CAUCUCAUCCAGCUUCAUUUUGGGGGCAAGAGCAUUACCGUACAGUACGGUCCAGACUGCUUCAGCUCGAAGACCCGUAGCUCAAACAGCUGCCGAUGGACCAGCGGAUAUGGAAUACCCUGAGCAUCUGUUCUAUUACACAUCCGGUCGCUGGCUAUAUAACGAACAGCAGCGUAUGAAAGAGCGAGAGCGGGUCUUCAACGUCAAUGAGCUGAAGCGCUUAGCGGCCGAGGCUGUCUCGAGAAAGGUCGAAGAUGUCGUCUACUUUGACAAGCUAGGCGAGGGCGGCGCCAAUCGUGCAUUUGUCCUGCACAUGAAAGACGGCUCGCGACUUGUAGCUCGCAUUCCGUAUACGGGCACCGCACAGAGACAACUGGCAGUCGCUAGUGAAGCAGCAACCAUGUCUUUCCUCCGCUCCCAGGGCGUUCCAGUCCCGCAGAUUCACGGUUAUUCGACGUCAGCAGACAACCCCGCCGGAACAGAGUACAUCAUCAUGGAGUACAGCCUAGGUACUAAUCUGUCCGACUCGUGGUUCGAAAUGAACGAGCAGGAUCGCAGCAAGUUCAUUACAAGUCUGGUUGCGCUCGAAGCUCGGUUGUUGAACAUACGCCUCCCAGCAAACGGCAGCAUAUACUUUCUCCGAGACCUCCCUGCAAAUGUGGACAGAGUGGCGAUAGACGACGACUCCCAGGGUUUAGACUCUUUCUAUAUUGGCCCCAGUACUAGUCCAAAUCUCUGGCGCGGAAGGAGAGGCGGGCUCGAUGUAAAUCGUGGACCUUUCAUCGAAAUGGAAGCUGUCUUGACCGCUGGGGCCAAAAAAGAAAUCGCCUAUUUAGAACACUUCGGCCGCCCUCUACUCCCGUACGAUCGGAUUCGGAGGGAGACAUUUCAACUCGAAAAGCAACUUCCUUCCGUCCAUCUCGACAGUCUACGGAAAUAUCUCACAGUGGCUCCAUACCUCGUUCCAGCAGAUCAACACAAGCUCCAAAAGCCCACCCUCCGCCAUCCUGACCUCCGACCUAGCAACGUUUUCGUUUCCGACCACUACGAAAUCACCUCCCUGGUCGACUGGCAACACAGUACCAUCCUGCCCCUUUUUCUGCAUGCCGGCAUCCCCGACUAUCUCAAUAAUUCCUCCGAUCCCAUCUCGCAGUCCCUAGAGACUCCCAAGUUACCCCCUAACUUCCACGAAUUAGAAGAAGACCAGCGCGCCGAGCAACGCGAGCUCUUUCGCGCGCGCCAGCUCCACUACAUCUACGUGGCAGAAACAGCGAAGCAGAGCCCCGCCCAUUUCGCCGCCCUGGUCUACCCCCAUUCCAUGGUACGGCGCAGGCUCCAUCGACUAUCUAGCGAUCCGUGGGCAGGCGACAACAUUCCGCUCCGAUCCAGUCUGAUUUUCCUUGCGCAACGGUGGCACGAGAUAGUGACUGAUCCGACGAUCCCAUGCCCGAUUCACUUCACCGCAGAAGAUGCAUACGAAUGUCUCGCACUCGAUGAGAGUGAGCGUGAGGCCGAAGAGCAGAUGCGAGCGUCGAUGGAGAUGUUGGGCAUUGGGCCGGAAGGAUGGGUUCCCUGUGAUCAUUACGCGGCGGCGAAUGAGGCUACGCAGCGGAUGAAGAGCGAUUGCUUGGAGCUGGCGGAGACGGAACUGGAACUAAGGGCAGUAAAUGAACAUUGGGUCUAUGAUGAUAUGGACGAGGAUGAGUAUUGGUGAGGGGCUUGGCGAAGUUCCCGCAGACCAGUAGGCAAUACAGAGUAGAGUCAAGCGUGUCCUAAGCCACAUGGGUGAGGUCCAUAGUGACCAAAAUAAAUAUCAGUGUGCCUCUAGGAGUCUUGGAAUUCGAGUCAUGCCGUCUACCACCAUAUCGGCUGUCUUGAUCCUCACCGAUGUGGCUCUCUUACGGGUCCAUGCGGCAAAGGCUAUAUAUUCUGCGAAGAGGAAACCGGACCCGUGGCCCGGGUGAAAACCUCUUCCACCUGUUUAGCUUUGUCUGGCCGAAGCCCUGCUACCAUGAUGCUGUUUUCAACUGUGUGUUGCGUCUGUCCCUAGCUGCCAUAUGGCCCUA
Messenger RNA from Sphaerulina musiva SO2202, 2066 nucleotides. RefSeq lists its product as uncharacterized. The coding region runs from base 110 to 1714 and encodes 534 amino acids. The record is from RefSeq and is a predicted model, not a curated record. Gene Ontology annotation, cellular component: mitochondrion. The transcript is spliced from 3 exons. Lineage: Eukaryota; Fungi; Ascomycota; Dothideomycetes; Mycosphaerellales; Mycosphaerellaceae.